This is a messenger RNA of Leptosia nina, 219 nucleotides long. Lineage: Eukaryota; Metazoa; Arthropoda; Insecta; Lepidoptera; Pieridae. The record is from the annotation of a GenBank genome assembly.
AUGGUCGAAACGUCAGAUCCGCUGGACGCAAGCGCAGCGGCGCCGGAAGCCGGAAGUUGUGGUGGCGCACACAAUCUGGAGGCACUGGCAACACUGAAUCAAGUGCAGGCUGGCUUUGUUUUAUGUUCAGAACGUCGUUGCGGACGCAUAUUAGCUCAUAACAUCGUACUUACAGCAUCUGCAGUUCGGACGGAGUCACUGCGACUUACUACAAAAUGA